This is a messenger RNA of Sitophilus oryzae (rice weevil), 2066 nucleotides long. RefSeq names its product probable crossover junction endonuclease EME2 (gene mms4). Gene Ontology annotation, cellular component: Holliday junction resolvase complex; nucleus. The transcript is spliced from 6 exons. Bases 42 to 1724 code for a protein of 560 amino acids. Gene Ontology annotation, biological process: double-strand break repair; mitotic intra-S DNA damage checkpoint signaling; resolution of meiotic recombination intermediates. The record is from RefSeq and is a predicted model, not a curated record. NCBI's taxonomy places the organism in Eukaryota, Metazoa, Arthropoda, Insecta, Coleoptera, Curculionidae.
AACCACAAUUUUAAUUUUUUUAAAUAUUUUUGAGUUCAAAAAUGGAAGUUGAUAAUUUCGUUGAAAUUUCUAGCGAUUCCAGUAAAUCGGACGAAACUAUUAUAGUACCGAACGACGACAUAGACGAAAUUGUAAAGAAAUACACAAAAAACACCCAUUUAUCCAAGGACGAUUUUCCUUCGACUUCAGCCUCCAGUUCGAACAAGAAUUUUUACUCCUUAGACGAUUUUUCAGACGAAGACAUCAAAUUAGAACCGCUAGGGAGCAGGAUAAAACGGAAAACGGAUGAUACUAAAGCGUCUACCUCAAAUCCCAGCUGUUCUUGGAGGAACAAGUUUUCUGCGGAAGAUUUUUGUGAAGAUUCUAACGAUAUAGAGACAGUAUUAAACAGGGUGCGUCAGUUAGAAGAGGAACAAUUUCCUGUAGUAUCCGAGCAUAAUAUCAGCAAAGAGGUAGAGAUGCUUAUCAGUGGAGAUAUGUUUAAACAACAUUCAAAUUCUGAAGAAUUUAUCAACAAAUACUCUUGGGAAAAUUCCUCAGAAGAGAAUCUACCAAACUUGGAUAAUUUUAAAUACUCAUCAGCUGAAGAUGUAGUUGAACCUGAAAAGAAAAAGGCAAAAAAACGUGACAACACUGAUAAAGAACAGAAAAAAAUUGAAAGAGAACAAGCCAAAAUACAGAAAGCCAGAGAAAAGGAACUUCAGAAACUCGAGAAAGAGCAACAAAAACAGUUAAAAGAUGCCUUAAAAGUUGUAGAAGAUUAUAUUAAACCUGAUAAAUGUAUGGAGUACUUAGUAAUAAAUAUUGAUACACAAUUAGCAAGAAAACCCUAUGGUGAGGUCGUAGUGACUGGAUUAAAAAGCAGUAGUUAUAAUUAUAAAGUAUCCCCACAAAUAGCGCCAAAUUUUGUGUCAUGGUCACGAAAAAUACCUACAGUUCAAAAUAAUCUUCUCAGUCAUGUUAUGCAACAGGAGUCACAUUAUCUAUUUGUAAUAGAAAUACCUGAAUUUGUGAAGCAUGUUGUUCAAAAAACACUCAUUGUUCUUAUACAGUCUUUUAUGACCUUACCAGAAGUUAAUCAUUUAACAAUAGCACUUUUAGGUUUACCUAGAUUUUUUAAUUAUUUAAAAAACGAAAGAAAUAGAGAAUUUAAGGCUUCAAUGCAAGACAGUGAAAUACCUAGUAGUAAAAAUACUAAUAGAGAAUUUAAAGAUUUACCAACAAUUUCCAAAGAAGAAAUAGAUAAAGAACUGGUAGAAUUACAAAUUUACUGCAAACAUAUUUAUGUAAGGCCUGUAGACAAGUACGAAGACCUGGCUGCUUUUGUAGUGGAGUGUACCAAAGCUGUAGCUCAAAUUCCUCAUAAGGCUGCAAAAGCUGACGUUCUGAGCAGAGAAAGUGAAUAUUUUUAUGGAAGCAACAAAGACUGUGUCAAAGUCGAUAAAAACGGCAUGGGUUUGGGAAGAUUAUGGUCUCAAAUCAUAAGGAUGUUUCCUUUAGCUAGUUUAGAGACUGCAGAGGCUAUCACAGCUCGUUACCCCACAAUGGUUUCAUUGCUAGAGGCAUAUGAUCAGUGUAAAACUCAAUCAGAAGGUGAGAAAUUGUUACAAGACAUCGCCGUAAGAAGAGCUGCUGGGCCUAUGAGCACGUCUAAAAGAAUCGGGCCCGAACUAAGCAGGAAAAUUUACAAAUUCUUUACUUCAGAAGAAAAUGAAUAUUUAUGAUAUAUAUAUAUUUUUUUUAAUUUUAAUUCUUUUGUACAAACGUUAAUAUCUUAAUUAUUUUUAUACCUACCAGUCUUACAAAAAGAAAAAAACAGCUUUGUUACUAUUUUUUUACCUUAUUAUACACAGUUGUAAAUAAAUGUUUUUACUUAAGCAAAUACACGUUACAAAAAAUUAAGUCUAUAAAUUAUUAAUACCAUCCUAGAUCGUACAGUCUGUAGCAAAAAAAUUACAAUAAAUGGGGAAAAUAUUAAGUUUUAGAUUUUAAUUUUAUUAGUUGAAUUGGAAGACUUCGGUUGGUUAGAAAAUUACGCAGUUUUUAAAUUUAUUGCACUUUCAUGC